CAGGCGGGUCGUCGUGGACAGCGGAACCACGUAUUUCACGGCUCCGUCCGAGCUGUACGACAGGAUCAUGGCCGCCGUGCCCCGGGCGCCCUGCAGCGCGGUAGAGCAGUACAAGCCCCUCAUAUACGUCUUGCGUGGAGCCGACGGCACAACGUACGACCUUAAGGUGACGCAGGAGACCUACAUGGUCGGCGCGGAGGGCGGGGACGAGUGCCGGCCCUCGUUCAUGCGCCUCGACAUCAACAACAAGUAUGGGCCAGCCGUCAUCCUGGGCGAGGUCUUCAUGCGCCACUUCUUCACCGUAUUCAGCCGUGGCGACGGCAGCGAAGACCAGGCGAAGGUCGGUUUUGCGCGGGCGAAGCUGGGAGUGGUGCCACAGGUGAAGGACAACAAGAAGGCGUCCUUCCUGCAGCAGGAAGCCACGGUGUCCGCCGACGGCGAGGUCAUCGGCGUCAAGUCCGGGCGCUUCAUCAGGAGGGAGCGCCUGUGACGCCCUCGACACCGCGCGCGCGUUUGCGUCGAGCACGCGGCAGCGGCGCGCAAAAGAGCGCCUACUCGCGAGGGGGCG
This is a messenger RNA of Prorocentrum cordatum, 568 nucleotides long. Lineage: Eukaryota; Dinophyceae; Prorocentrales; Prorocentraceae. The record is from the annotation of a GenBank genome assembly.